AUGGGCCAGACCACCAAAUGGUGGCUCUCAUGGGCCUUUUUCUUUGCUGCUCCUUCCUUCCUCCUUCCUCAGCGACCCCAACCACGGCGCCACCUCACUGCCCAGCGUGCAGUUUUGGAGAUCAAGGAUGUCCGCGGCACCCACGAUGAACUCCGGACCUUGUUUCAGAUUGAGGAGCUCAAAAUCGAGAAGGGCCGGAAGGUCGCCGUGGUCGGCGCCAACGGCUGCGGCAAGUCCACGUUGCUCUCGUACCUCUCGGGGCAAGCGACGCCCCGCGAAGGCUCCGUGCGUUUGAAGCCACGGGCCCACAUCACCAUCGUGGAGCACCUUGGCUGCCUUGGCCUAGGGGACCGGCAAAAUCCCACCUUCGAUGCAAAGAAGACGGUUCUGGACACCAUCUACGAGAAGUCCAACUCACCGGUGGCCCGUGCCGCUCACGACUUUCGAGCCGCAUGCGCGCUAGGUGGCGAAGCUUUGAGCAAAGCCAUGGACCAGAUGGAUGCGAUGCCCGAGGCCUGGACUUGGGACGAGCAGGUGGCGGAGGUCGCCGAGGAGCUGGGGCUCUCCACGUUACUGCAGCGCCCUGUUGGGACGCUCAGUGGCGGUGAAGAGCGCCGAGUGGCGCUGGCUGCAGCUCUGGUGGACUUGCCUCAGACAGACUUGCUGAUCCUUGACGAGCCCACGAACCACCUGUCGGCAGAAGGAUGCGACUUUCUUCAAGAGAAACUGAGAGCCGCAAAGGAUUUGAGCUUGGUGCUGGUCUCUCACGACCGCUAUUUCCUCGACCGCGUGUGUGACGAGAUCUUCGAGAUUGAUUGGAACGGCGAGACCUUCCUGCAUCCCGGCAGCUGGGCCAGCUUUCUCGAGCGCCGCGCCCAGCGCUACGAGACUCGCGCUGGCCAAGUGCAAGAUGCCAAGGUGCAGCUGCGCCGCGCGGAGGAGUGGGCCCGGCGCGGCGCCUCCGGGCGGGGAACGAAGAACAAGGCACAAAUGAUGGCCGUUGAUGAGCUCCGGAAUAAAGCAAAGGCAGUGGUGGCAGCUAACGAUGGCACGCCGGACCUGCAGAAUAACCUGCUGAAGGGGAAGGCUCUCUCGACUUCCUCCUCGGGCCUGGUGGGACGUGUGGUGCUGCAAGAUAUUGUGGUGGAAGUACCAAAUCGAGGACGGGUUCUGAACAAUAUUUCCGUGUGCUUCGAGAAAGGGGAGAAGGUGGGUGUGGUUGGACCCAAUGGCGCUGGCAAAAGCACUUUGCUGAAGACUUUGGUGGGAGACAUUGAACCCAACAGUGGCGAAGUCUUCAUCGGCCAAGGUGUUCUCAUCGGCUGUUUGUCGCAGACCCCGCCGGAAUGGCCUGACCCAAAUCGCCGCGUCAUUGAAGUCGUCUCGGAUAUGGCCACUGUGGCCAUGACCCAAGCCGACGAUGGAGUGCUGGGCCGUGGGGCUGAGAGCAUGAGUCUUCAACGGCGGCGAGCUGCUAUGUUGAAGGCGGUCAACUUCGCAGAAAGCCGCUGGUCCACACCCGUGGGGAUGCUGUCGGGCGGCGAGAACCGCCGCCUGCAGCUCUUACGGGUGCUGGUGGAGCGUCCCAACGUUUUGCUGCUGGACGAGCCCACGAAUGACUUGGACGCAGUGACCGUGGACUCGCUGGAGAGUAUGCUUCAACGCUAUCCCGGCACAGUGGUGCUGGUGAGCCACGACAGGUCGCUUUUGGAUGGCGUGUGCGGAUCUUUUCUGGUGAUGCAGGAGGAUGGCUCUCAGCCCAUGUUGUGGACUGGGUCCUUCCACGACUUGCUGGUCACGCAGCAUAAAAAACAAAAAGCUUCAAAGAAUCCAGCAGAAGAGAAGGAAACCAAGCUUGCAGCAGACAAAGCAGACGAAGCUUCGAAGAACAAGCAGCGGAAAGAGCUGGUGCGACUGGAGGGGCAAAUCACGCAGAUGGACGAGAAACUGGCUGUGAUCGACCAACAGCUGGCCGAUCAGUGGGAUGAGCCGGAAGAAGUCGAAAAGCUGGUGGCACAAAGGGCCAAGGUGGAAGCAAAGCAAGCACAGGCUGUGGGAAGUUUUAACGCGAAGAACAGUAGGUCAUCUGUGAUGUCGAUGUCAAGGUGGCUGCCUGACCCCUGGAGCGGAAAAGCACAGGCAGAGCUGACGGUGGCAGAGGAGAAGUCCAUGAGGAGAGGUCUGGCGGAGAUUGGGAAACUUCAGUCCUUGUUCCCCUUGGCAUAUGGAUCAUCGAGCUUCUUGGCUGUGAACAUUGUGGUGCAGAAGUCUGAGUCUUUGCUAGGAUUCCUGGGAGGGCUGCUCGGCGAUUUGCUGAGUCCCAAGCGGGUGUUCGCGUUGGGUCUUUGUGUGUGUAGCUUGCUGAACAUCGCCUUCGGCAUGAGCUCAACGCUUCCUCAGUUUGCCUUCUUUUGGCUUCUGAAUGGCUGCUUUCAGGGUCUAGCAGCUCCUCCAUGUGUCAAGAUGAUCACCAAUUGGUUUGAUCCGAAAGAGCGGGGCUUUUGGUGGUCGGUUUGGCAUGCCUCGAUCAACCUUGGAGGGUUCCUUUGCCCUUUCUUCGCCGGAGGUUUGGCCGGCACCUACGGAUGGCGUUACGGCAUGCUGGGACCCGGAUUCCUCGGUUUGCUCACAGUGGCGCUUUGUUACUUAGCAAUGAGUGAUGGGCCGAAAGCAACGAGUGGCACUAGUGCCAAGAAAGAAGUUGUAAAGACAGAACCCGAAGUAAGUCUCAUGGAGGGCAUCCUCCUCAAUCCAGUGCAGUGGGCGCUUGGCCUUGCCUACAUGCUGGUUUAUGUGUGCCGGCAGGGGCUGAGUGUAUGGGGCAUCUUCUACCUCAUGCAAACUGGAGGCCUGAGCCCUGCCAAGGCAGCUGCCCUUUUCUCAGGGUUCGAGUUGGGCGGCUUCGUGGGAAAUCUCACAGCAGGAAGCCUCUCAGAUCUUUUGCUACGACGUGCACGCCCAGGUGCAGGGGAUGUAGGUCAGAGAGCCAAGGUGGUUUGCAUCUACUUCCUCGCGACCCUUUUGCUGGUCCCUGCACUACGACAGUGUCCCAACUGGCCAUGGCUGCAGUAUAUCCUCUUGCUGGGCUUGGGCCACUUCCUGAGCGGUGCACAAUUGCUUCUGCCCCUGGUGGCAAAUGAAUCCGCACCGAAAGCAUGGAGCACUACAGCUACAGGCUUUAUCGGUUGGGUGGGAUACUUUGGAGCCGCCCUGUCGGGCUUCCCACUGGCACGAGUGGUGCAGGCUUUGGGUUGGCCAUACUACUUCAGUCUCCUGACCUUUGCAGCAGGUUCGGGAGCCUUGCUGGUGCUGCCUUUGCGCAACUUGCGUAGUUGGAAGCAGCGGGUUGAGAUGGGAUUGAUAGAUUGA
This is a messenger RNA of Durusdinium trenchii, 3369 nucleotides long. The record is from the annotation of a GenBank genome assembly. NCBI's taxonomy places the organism in Eukaryota, Dinophyceae, Suessiales, Symbiodiniaceae.